Molecule: messenger RNA, 2830 nt
Organism: Orcinus orca (killer whale)
Lineage: Eukaryota; Metazoa; Chordata; Mammalia; Artiodactyla; Delphinidae
Gene: TMOD1
Product: tropomodulin 1
Exons: 10
Coding region: 167-1270 (367 amino acids)
Biological process (GO): muscle contraction; myofibril assembly; pointed-end actin filament capping
Cellular component (GO): myofibril; striated muscle thin filament
Molecular function (GO): tropomyosin binding
Source: RefSeq, a predicted model, not a curated record
CCCCCGGAGCCCACAGCGCCCGCCCGCUCGCGGCCGCCCGGGAGCUCUUCCAGCCCCGCGCUCCCCUCACCCGCCUGCCGCCCGCGCUCUCCCGCCGGCCGCCCGCGCUCGUCCCGCCGCCGCCUGCGCCCGCGCCAGCCCCCGCGGCUCCACUGACCGGUCAUAGAUGGGAACAGAAAGUUCUUCUACGAUGUCGUACAGACGAGAACUAGAGAAAUACCGUGACCUGGAUGAAGAUGAAAUCCUUGGAGCCCUUACAGAAGAAGAGCUGAGGACCCUGGAAAAUGAGCUGGAUGAGCUGGACCCUGAUAAUGCACUGCUGCCUGCGGGCCUGAGGCAGAAGGAUCAGACCACCAAGGCGCCCACGGGCCCCUUUAAAAGGGAGGAGCUCUUGGAUCACUUGGAAAAGCAAGCAAAGGAGUUUAAGGACCGAGAAGAUCUGGUCCCCUACACAGGGGAGAAGCGAGGAAAAGUCUGGGUCCCCAAGCAGAAGCCGAUGGACCCCGUGCUGGAAAGUGUGACACUGGAGCCAGAGCUGGAGGAGGCCCUGGCAAAUGCCUCGGAUGCGGAACUCUGUGACAUCGCAGCUAUCCUGGGCAUGCACACGCUCAUGAGCAACCAGCAGUACUACCAGGCCUUGGGCAGCAGCUCCAUCGUGAACAAGGAGGGACUCAACAGUGUGAUCAAACCUACACAAUACAAGCCUGUGCCUGAUGAAGAACCAAAUGCAACAGACUUGGAUGAAACGCUGGAGCGGAUAAAGAGCAACGACCCCAAACUUGAAGAGGUCAACCUCAACAACAUCCGGAACAUCCCCAUACCCACUCUCAAGGCGUAUGCAGAAGCCCUGAAAGAGAACUCGUAUGUGAAGAAGUUCAGCAUCGUGGGGACACGGAGCAAUGACCCCGUGGCAUUUGCCCUUGCUGAGAUGCUCAAGGUGAACAAGGUGUUGAAGACACUGAACGUGGAGUCCAACUUCAUUUCCGGAGCUGGGAUCCUGCGCCUGGUGGAAGCUCUUCCAUACAACACUUCUCUGGUGGAACUGAAGAUCGAUAACCAGAGCCAGCCCCUGGGCAACAAAGUGGAAAUGGAGAUUGUGAGCAUGUUGGAAAAAAAUGCAACACUUCUCAAAUUCGGCUACCACUUCACUCAGCAGGGGCCCCGGCUGCGGGCGUCCAACGCGAUGAUGAACAACAACGACCUUGUGAGGAAGAGGAGGCUGGCAGACUUGACCGGGCCCAUCAUUCCCAAGUGCCGGAGUGGCGUCUAGUGUGUGCGGGUGCCGACCACGCCUUUGAACUGGACGUGUUCUACUGAUAGGCUGUGCUCUGCAGUGGAAACCGGAAGGCAAAUGCCAGCACAAACCCUGUUGUGGUUCAGUUCUUUACGCACUAAGGUGUUAGGUUCGCUAGUGGUUGUAGUUGAAAAUUUUAUAAACUAUGGUGAAUGUGAAGUUUUUCUUUAGUCACAGAAGUUCAGUCCGGUUAUUAUUUAAAAACUAAAAAGCCCCCGAACUGGCAGACCUUACUGAAGACAAUGUUAGAGCAGCAGUGACUUAACCGCAGGAGCCCAGUUUCGGUGACCUUGCUGUGUGGUGUUUCAGGUAUAUUUAAAAUAUGUAACAUGAACAAACAGCACCCUCUUCCAUGUGGUUUAAAAGCAUUAUAAAAUAUUUUAUUACAAACUUGAUCUUAGCUCUUUAGCAAACAGAACAUAUCAUCAUUCUUUAUUAAUUCUCCUUUAAAUUUUAAGAACCUCAAGAUUAAAGUUGCUAAAUUGAUUUCUGGAUCAAGAACACAAUUUUUUUCCCCUCAAGAAAGACAGAAAGACUGAAGCCACAGAGCUCUGCCAGGAAUCAAAGAACAUGAGAUUCCUUAAGCUGGUUAUGAGGAAAUGAUAGAAAAAGCUAAUGGUGAAGUCUCAAAUUUUAAAAACCAUCUUUUUUUUUUUAAAACCAAUUCCAGGCGACAAACAUUUCCCUGGGUGUUCUUUAUGAACAUCUGGGAUUUAUUUACAAUUUAAUACUGGAGUCAGAAAGAAAUUUUUCCUUAUCGAAUGCCAACCUUACGAUGGAUGUGAAAACCUAUGGCCAAAUACUUGAAAACACCUUUCUCUGUUGCACAGUGGGCCAAUGCCUUAUGUGAGGCACAUCACUAGAGAGACAAAUUUCUAGUCCAUCAUGGCUUAUGCUUACAGACUUCAACUACCUAUCGCAUCACUUCUUAGACAAGUCACCGAUGAUCUCAUGCCUGUAAAUUAAGCCUCCAAAGGUCAGUGGUGAAGAAAAUCUAGAUAUUUAAGAACUAGGAAACCUGGCCAAACCACCCAAGAUGAUUAUUCUGAAAAUGUAAUUUUGGCAUUUCUGCUGGAUCCCUUAACAUCACGUGCAUCUCUUAGGAUCCAGCAAAAAUGUUAAGCCACACUGCCCUUGUGCCUUUUAAUAUACCACGGUGCCAGUUAAACUAGUAUUUCUGUUGCUUGGGGAGUUAUUUUCGUGAGUGAUUCAGCAAAUCUUAUGAUAAAGGACAAGCCAAAGAGCUGAAGAGCACAGACUAAGCUGCAGAGCACUGAGCAGAGAGGCUUUUGGCGAAAAAGGAAAAGUCUUGCACACGGAACUGUAAUGAUGGGACAGUACAGGGUAACCAGAGGUGGAGUCAGGGCCUCACCACUAUGGAGGAGUGUCUACCGAGGCUGCAGAUGGACCCAGGAGUGGCUCCGUGCUGCAGGAACGGCCAGCCCCACUCGGCUUCUCCUUGAAACACAAUUGCAGCUGUAUUCUGCAUCAAUGGAAACUGCAAUAUAAUAUUAAAUCUGUUGGUCUAAGAAUGGC